Molecule: messenger RNA, 2130 nt
Organism: Aedes albopictus (Asian tiger mosquito)
Lineage: Eukaryota; Metazoa; Arthropoda; Insecta; Diptera; Culicidae
Product: mucin-19-like
Exons: 1
Coding region: 291-1262 (323 amino acids)
Source: RefSeq, a predicted model, not a curated record
ACGAAGUUUUAUUGCACCAAUCAGUCAGUGCCAUAACAAAACCGCACACAUAGUAGCCCGAGACGAAUGUGUGUUUGAACACUGUUAAUCGCCUACUUCGCGAUACAGCACUUCUGUUUCUGUCAAAAUCAUUGCAAAAAUCGUAGUGCCGUACAGUGACACGGAUGUGAGACAAUUCGACUGGAAAAAAGUGUUAAAUUUGGAACUUUAACUAUGCGAUAUUGACCCUUCGAGUCGAUCGAAGGCAUCAUCAGUGCAGUGACAACGCAGUACCAGUUUUAAACGCAACAAUGGAGUACGGCAAGGCCAUUUUCUGGCUGCUGUUCGGAUUGAGUUGGGUGUUUCUGGUGAAUUCUGGGGAUAUUGCGAACAGUGGGGAUUCCCCAAGGGAAUCCCUGAGCAAAGGGCGUGAACUGAAUGCGACUGUAUCGCAAGUGAUUCAAGCGUUGGGGGACAGCCCAUAUCAUGGAGACAGCAGUCAGGAGCACUCGAAGCGGGGUCGAAUCUUCGCGAGGAAAGGCGUAGACAUGAAUGGAACUACGACUACGACCUCGACACCUAGUGUUGCUGCAACAGCGCCGAAAGCCAGCGAAGCGCAACAACUGAGCAAUGUUACAACGGCGGCGUCCAAAUCGCAGCAACCACCGCCGCCAGUGCCGCAGGUUAACAUCAGCAAUCCAGUUGUAGUAGGCGGCGCCGCCGUCGUCAACUCGACUACGGUUGCGAAAACGAAAGCAACUACGUCGGUGCCUGCUACGAACGCUACUUCCAGCGUUGAGCUUCCAGCGGUUGUUGCGAACUCGACUGCGAGUUCAACAACAUCCACAACUCCUUCGACGACGACGACGACGACGACAACGACAACAACGUCGACUACAACAACAACCACCACCACAACAACAACUACGACAAAACCUCCAAAGAAGCCAAAAAUAACCUACUCCGUGGAUGACGAACCGAAACUUCUCCAAGCGGCCAAACCCGGCUACAACGCGGGAUCCUCCUCCUCGGCGAGCGACGCCAACGGACGGCUGCACGUCGAUGAACCCCUGGUGGAACUCUCGCAGGAGUACAUCCCUCCGGCGUUGAUGGGACCGCCCCGAGGUCACCGGGAGUACGUGGUCCCGGUGGUGACGCUAAUCUUUGCGAUUCCCCUGCUGAUGGGUCUGUUCCUGCUGUCCUACCGGCGAGCGAAGGAGUUCUGGCUAACCCGGCACUACCGCCGGAUGGACUUCCUCGUGGACGGGAUGUAUAACUACUAGGUGGAGCAUCAGGAGGGUCCAAAGGAGCAGCGGUGCCGUGCAAUAAUCAGCGCGCGUCUCAUCUUUCCAGCAGAAACAAGAGUUCUGACAAUAAAUUUCAAAUGUUUUGAAAUGCGCAAUACCGAUCUAGUGACCAACGACUGAUUAUUGCACCCGAAUCGAAUUCUUAUCGAAGUUACCGGGAACUUUUGUGCGAAACGAAGGAAAUAUCUUAUGCCAAUACACUUUUUUGAGGUUUUUUUUAUGUAUAAAUCUUACAUUAUUGUUUCUUACCCAUUCAAAACAUACUAGCCAAUAUGGAGCAUGUUUCCCUUUGGAACGGUCCUUGCUUGUAGCAAUUCCGCAAAUUAGUAAACAAUGCUCACACAUACAGGUAUUCACAUAAAACAGUCGUAAUAAUCUAGCUAAAACAAAUCGAUAUCAGAAAAUUAAUCAUAGGAAAAAUCAAACGCGGAUCACGUAGGAUCUUUGAGUUUAGGAGCGAAGUGCCUUUUCGAAUGAGUUUACACAUACGUACGUAAAGUUGAGGAAGAAACAGAAAUCAAUAUUAGAAUACUAGCCAAGUGAUAAGUGAAAGAUUUAUUGUUUCGACGAUGGAAGUGUUUAGGACAAGUUUUCCCAUAACAUUUUUUUUUCAGUUUGUUUCUCCUCCCUAAUUAGAUGUUCGUGUAGAUUGAGGAGGAACCCUGAAUGCAUGUAUAGGUCGCGAUUUGGAUUAAAUUUUUGUUGAGGAAUUCAACGUCGGAAGCAGCAGGGAUGCAAUGAAAACUAUCAUCAGUAGUUGUGAUUUGUUAUUGUUUUUUUAUAAACCUACUAUGUAAAAUUAUUUGUAGGGAGUGAUACUAAUAAAAGAUCAUUUGAAUUAUUA